CAAACCUUUGAUCUGCAUAUGCAAUAUGAGAUAACAGUCAUUUAUAUUGAUUAUUCAUAAACAUUUUGAGCUGGACUAUAGACAACAACAGACUAUUUACAUCAAAAGAAAUGCUGGCACAACCACUCCUAGUGGCCGCAAUAGAUUUUGGAACCACAUACUCUGGAUGGGCCUUCUCGUUUGCUCAUGAUUAUAAGACAGAUAGAAGGAAAGCCGAUAUCAGCUACUGGUACUCAGGUACCGGAUCACUUGCAACACAGAAGACACCAACUUGCAUACUUAUCAGGCCUGAUGGAAAAACAGUUGAAGCAUUUGGAUAUGAAGCAGAGGAUAUGUAUGAAGACAAGCAUGGAAGAGGUGAAGGCCAAGACUAUUACUUUUUCAAACAUUUCAAGAUGAAGCUACAUCAGAAGUUAACAAAGAAAAUUGAUUUACAAAUGACUUUGGAGGAUGAAUCAAAAAAGACUCUCCCAGCUAUUCAAGUGUUUGCCUUAGCAAUAAAGUAUCUCAAAGAAAACCUACUAGAGCGUGUAAAAGAUACACAACUGGAUGAUAUAGAGUCAGAUAUUUCCUGGAUACUAACAGUUCCUGCCAUCUGGAGAGAUGAAGCUAAACAGUUCAUGAAAGAGGCUGCAGAACAAGCAGGAAUACCAAAAGAAAGACAAACAAUCGCAUUGGAACCAGAGGCUGCUUCAGUAUUUUGCUAUGAACUUCCAGUUGAGAAAACUGUCGGAAGGAGAGCUUUGUCAAGACUUCAAGUUGGUGACAGAUACAUGAUAAUCGAUGCUGGAGGAGGAACCAUAGACAUUACUGUCCAUGAAGUUGCUCCUCAUGGAGGUUUAAAAGAAGUAGCAGCAGCAAGUGGUGGUGGCUGGGGAGGAACUAUGGUUGACAGAGCCUAUGAAGAGUUCUUAGGGAAGUUAUUUGGGCCAGAUCUUUACACUAAGUUCAAAGACACUUUUAAAGAAGAUUAUUUAGAUUUCCUGAGAGCUUUUGAGGUAAAGAAGCGUCAUAUUAAGCCAAAUGGAGAAAUCAGAAUUGAAAUGCCAAGAAAUCUGGUUGAACUGUUUGAAAAUGACCGAAAAACAACUUUAAAAACAUUUCUUGACAAAUCAGAAAAUUCUGACAAAGUACGUCUUGUUGGCGGGGAUAAAAUCCAGUGUUCUAGUGACACAGUUGCAAUGCUUUUUCAAGAAUCUGUACAAAAGACUGUCAAUCAUGUAAAGGAUCUGCAACAAAAUAUCAGCAAUCUGAAAGCUAUCUUAAUGGUAGGAGGGUAUUCUGAAAAUCAGCUGCUACAAGGGGCAAUCAAGUCCGCCUUUCCAAACCUGAAUGUUGUAAUUCCCAUAGAGCCCCAGUCAGCUAUUUUGCGUGGAGCACUUAUGUAUGGUCAUAAUCCAAGCGUACUUACAGAGAGAGUAUUAAAGUAUACAUAUGGAACCAACAUUUUAAUACCAUUUGAUCCUAGAAUACAUCCCCUCAGCAAGAAGAUAUAUACCGAUGCAGGUGAAAGAUGUGGUCAAAUAUUUAGCAAACUUGUAGAAAAAGAUCAAAAUAUUAAAACCGGACAGUUAGUUUCCAAUACAUUCUAUCCUGUGAACAGGUCACAAAGAAAAUUAGGCUUUCCAGUUUAUGUUUCAGAGGAAAAGAAUCCAGUAUAUACUGAAAACUGUCACUGUAUUGGAUCCCUGACGAUUCAGAUUCCAAAUCCAAAUCCAAAAACAAACCUGGAAAGAGCAUUUACGGUUUCAAUGUGUUUUGGUGGAACAGAAAUAGAAAUGCAAGCAAAAGAUGAUAUGACUGGCAAAAAAGUAGAAGUAAAUCUGAACUUCUUGGGCUAGAGUUAAAGCAAUAUAGUUAGAUAGCAUAGUGUUGACUACACAACAUAAAUAGGAUGAAUUUGCCAUUGUUUCACCUGACCUGUGUUUUCAUAUGUCUUAUUCUGUUCCUUGUUACCAUUGUUACCCCUGACCUGUGUUUUCAUAUCUCUCUUAUUCUGCUCUCUGUUAGCACUGUUACUCCUGACCUGUGUUUUCAUAUCUCUUAUUCUGCUCUCUGUAAGCACUGUUACUCCUGAUCUGUGUUUUCAUAUCUCUUAUUCUGCUCUCUGUUAGCACAGUUACUCCUGACCUGUGUUUUCAUAUCUCUUAUUCUGCUCUCUGUUAGCACAGUUACUCCUGACCUGUGUUUUCAUAUCUCUUAUUCUGCUCUUUGUUACCAUUGUUUCACCUGACCUGUGUUUUCAUAUCUCUCUUAUUCUGCUCUCUGUUACCAUUGUUACCCCUGACCUGUGUUUUCAUAUCUCUUAUUCUGCUCUCUGUUAGCACAGUUACUCCUGACCUGUGUUUUCAUAUCUCUUAUUCUGCUCUCUGUUAGCAUUGUUACUCCUGACCUGUGUUUUCAUAUCUCUUAUUCUGCUCUCUGUUAACACUGUUACUCCUGACCUGUGUUUUCAUAUCUCUUAUUUUGCUCUCUGUUAGCACUGUUACUCCUCACCUGUGUUUUCAUAUCUCUCUUAUUCUGCUCUCUGUUAGUACUGUUACUCCUGACCUGUGUUUUCAUAUCUCUCUUAUUCUGCUCUCUGUUAGCACUGUUACUCCUGACCUGUGUUUUCAUAUCUCUCUUAUUCUGCUCUCUGUUAGCACUGUUACUCCUCACCUGUGUUUUCAUAUCUCUUAUUUUGCUCUCUGUUAGCACUGUUACUCCUCACCUGUGUUUUCGUAUCUCUCUUAUUCUGCUCUCUGUUAGCACUGUUACUCCUGACCUGUGUUUUCAUAUCUCUUAUUCUGCUCUUUGUUUGCACUGUUACUCCUCACCUGUGUUUUCAUAUCUCUCUUAUUCUGCUCUCUGUUAGCACUGUUACUCCUCACCUGUGUUUUCAUAUCUCUUAUUCUGCUCUCUGUUAGCACAGUUACUCCUGACCUGUGUUUUCAUAUCUCUUAUUUUGCUCUCUGUUAGCACUGUUACUCCUGACCUGUGUUUUCAUAUCUCUUAUUCUGCUCUCUGUAAUAGCAUUGAUAACCCUGACCUGUGUUUUCAUAUCUCUUAUUCUGCUCUCUGUUAGCACUGUUACUCCUGACAUGUGUUUUCAUAUCUCUCUUAUUCUGCUCUCUGUGAAAGCAUUGAUAACCCUGACCUGUGUUUUCAAAUCUCUUAUUCUGCUCUCUGUUAGCACUGUUACUCCUGACAUGUGUUUUCAUAUCUCUCUUAUUCUGCUCUCUGUGAUAGCAUUGAUAACCCUGACCUGUGUUUUCAUAUCUCUCUUAUUUUGCUCUCUGUUAGCACUGUUACUCCUGACCUGUGUUUUCACAUCUCUCUUAUUUUGCUCUCUGUUAGCACUGUUACUCCUGAGAUUUUGGGGACAUAUUCAAUAUAUAUUAUACCAGAUUUGUUGAGCGCUCUUUUCAUAUGUAAUAUACGUUCAAAGGCGCUUCAAUGGCAAAUGUGCCAGUGCAACAACCUCUUGAAAUCAUAUGAGGCAGCAUAGAAUAUUAAGUAUACCAUAGAAAGCUAAAACAAACAAAAAUAAGGGCAUGUUUGUUUAAUUUCUUACCUCCAGUUGGCUUGUUUACUUUCUCUGUAGGACCUUGUUCAAACAGAGAGUGAGUCUGUAUAACAUUAGCUGACAUCCUCCCCCUCCCUCGUCCCCUCCCCCUGCCCCUAUCUCCAGAGUCACGACCUCUACCGCUGUGGCCAGAAUUGGGGCGCUGGUUCUUGUUGUCAUUGGGCUUUGAUGUUGAUGUUGAUGCUGCUGCUGCAUCACUAGUUCCACUGUGAAUAAAACACAAAGCAAGUGCAGGAAAACUAAAGCAUGAUAUGUAACAAUGCGCAAAAGGUCUUGUAGUUAGUAUUUCAAGACAAAAAAAACUUUUAGGAUUAUAUUUUCAAACAAUUCUGUCUGUGCUCAGUGUAGCAGUAAUAAGGGUUUAAUACAAACUGAUAAAAAAAUUCUUUCUUAACCUACUCUUUCUAAAAUUAAAGUUGUCAUUAGCACAAUCAAACUGGCUGUAUGGAUUUGAAUUUUCUAAAACACAGAUCUGCUGAAUAAGUUUUCUGAGCUAUUUACCUUUCAUUUUUAACUCUUCUAGCAGGUAUAUUUGGUACAAACACUUUCUUCUGUACACCACCCAAAGUCAGAUCCCGAGGUCCUCUUAUUGAUGGUAAUCUUUAAUGAAAAAAAAAUUCCAAAUAAAAUUCUGUUUUGUGGGGUAGGUUUACCCACUAUCAAAGUUAUAAGUGUACUUCUGACAACCAAAGAAUCUUCAUUUUAUUCCUAAUCACAUCAAAAAGAUGUUCAUGCACUUAGUAACACAAUAUUGUUCCAUUCAUAAACAUUGGAAAUUAAUUAUCAAUGAUCAAGACGUUCUUACUGAAUCUGUUUCCAUUCACACUGACCAUUUAGAUUAUAUAAGAUCUAUCAAUAACAAGGUAUUCCAGCCAAUGGUUGAACUUGCCAUUUAAAUAACUUCAUGUGAGGUCACGUUGAUUUCUUAGAUUUGAGGCACAUUUUGUAUUUGUUUCUCAUAGGUGUAUUGUAAUAGUUUGGCAUUUGCUUUCUUACAAAUAGAUCAGAAGUAUAUUAUUAAUAGCCCAAUUUAUACUUAUAAAGUAAAAGUGGUGAAUGUUAAAUACUUCGCAGUGAUUAGCUUUGUUUUUGAUUUUGUUGUUUUUGUUUUAUACAGUAACAUUUAGUACUGGUGACAUGAAUUUUUUAAUAGACAGAAUGUAAAUUCA
This is a messenger RNA of Mercenaria mercenaria, 4734 nucleotides long. RefSeq names its product heat shock 70 kDa protein 12B-like. The record is from RefSeq and is a predicted model, not a curated record. Bases 111 to 1841 code for a protein of 576 amino acids. The transcript is spliced from 5 exons. Gene Ontology annotation, molecular function: ATP-dependent protein folding chaperone; ATP binding. Lineage: Eukaryota; Metazoa; Mollusca; Bivalvia; Venerida; Veneridae.